AUGGAACACUUGAUGGUAAGCGAUGACUGCCAAAAGACACCCGCGACACCAGAGGUGUCACAAGUUCAUCGACACGGUGAAAGGACUCCUGUUACAUCAUUUUUGAGACUCAGCGAUAAUAUUCAAGAGCUCAAAAAGGCCUCCGCCAAAUAUGGAUACGGACAACUAACUAAUGCUGGUAAACGUAGUGCCUAUCAGCUAGGCCAGUUCAUCCGCCGACGCUAUAACGAGCUCUUGUCUCCGACCUAUAACAGAUCACAGAUCUACAUCCGCUCCACUGACUUCACCAGAGCAAAGAUGACAGUUUUGACUGCGCUGGCAGCCGUCUACCCUGCUACUGGAGACAACUGGAGCACUGAAAUCAACUGGACACCGAUUCCUUAUACCACUUUGCCUGCUAAAUAUGACUUUAAUUUGGCAAUAGUGAACUGCCCGAAAUUUAGAGAAUCUUUCUAUAGGUCUAAAUUAACGUCUUCAGUUCCUGAACUAGAGGUGUACGCAGACAUCUUGGAAAAUUGGUCCAAUAUAUUGGGAUACGACAUAUCAACGGAGCCCUUGGUCAUACCCUACGCUUUGAACGACUUGUAUACUUGUCAGAUUAGUUUAGGUGUACCUUUGGAAGAUGGCAUCGCAGAUAUUAUUUCUGAGAUAGAACAGAUUGCUGCUAUAGCCCUGAAAGCAAUGCUUGAAUCUGACGUAAUGAGAGCCCUGUCUGCUGGUGUCCUUCUGAACCAGUUCUUUACCGCAGCUGACAAGAUCAUUGCUGGACAAGAAGUGCCAAGGGUCCACAUAUAUUCUGCGCAUGAUCUAAAUGUUUUCGCGUUGGAGGCAGCUACCAAAGUUGUUAAUACUCAAGGAGUUCCAAAAUACGCGUCAGCGUAUGCUUUAGAGUUAAGAAAAAUGGUGGAUACUGGAGAGUAUGUUGUCGUGCCGGUAUACCUGAACACUCCCAAAGAAGAAGUGAUCACGUACCUUGAGAUCGAAGGUUGCGGCCAGCGAUGUGCCUACGAAACCUUCCGGACUACUACUUCUAGCUACAGCUUGAAGGAGAACGAAUGGAGAGCCGAGUGCGGUUUUUCUAAUGACAUGUAUUUUGAUACCUCAAUAAUCGACUAA
Messenger RNA from Spodoptera exigua (beet armyworm), 1116 nucleotides. The record is from the annotation of a GenBank genome assembly. Lineage: Eukaryota; Metazoa; Arthropoda; Insecta; Lepidoptera; Noctuidae.